AUGAUGUGCUCGCCGAUGCCAAACUUCGCCAAUGAGAACUCCGAAUUGGUGAAGGAGCCUGACUUCGACGAGAGAACGCCCCUGUUGAAAGCAGAGGUAUCAAGCAAGAGGCCAGUAGUGAGGUGUAGGGAUUCGUGUGGGAGUGUCUCCGAUGAGGAGGCUUGCAAUGGGGGGUUGCUAGAUAAGGAUGGGGCUCACAAGAAGGAAUCGCAAAAUGUCGCGGGGGUUAUAUUGAUUCUUUUGAUCGGUGUUUUCGUCGCCAAUGCAGAUGGUUCUUUGGUUCUGGCUACCAGUGGGACGAUUAGCAGCGAGUUCAACAAUCUUGAAGGUGCAGAAUGGCUGAUUACUUCGUACACGCUGGCGAUGUGUGCCACGCAGUCGCUGUAUGGGAAGUUCAGUGAUAUCUAUGGGAGGAAAAGUACGAUUCUUGUGUCGUAUGGAUUCUUCAUCGUUGGAUGUGCUAUUUGUGGAUUGGGCCAGUCGCUCCAGCAGGUCAUUCUCGGGAGAGUUCUGGCAGGCGUUGGAGGAGCUGGGAUACAAUGUCUUGUUUCCAUUGUCAUUGCAGAUUUGGUACCGAUUCGAGAAGUUGCUUCCUGGAGGAGCUAUGCCAACAUCGCCGCAACAUCCGGUAGAAGUCUAGGAGGACCAAUUGGCGGAUAUUUGACGGAUACUGUGGGAUGGCGGAUGUCUUUCCUAGGACAAUGUCCACCGACCAUGCUGGCUCUAGUUCUAGUCGCCUGGAAGCUCAACAUCGCCAUGGAAGACGAGGGUCCUACACAAUCCAACUUUGCAAAGUUGAAACGGAUCGACUUCCUCGGUGCCUUGUUCCUGUCUGUAUCAAUAACUUGCGGGCUCCUGGUUCUCGAUAUGGGGGGCCAGAGGAUGCUGUGGACGGAUCCGCUGAUUUUGGCUCUAUUUUCUGCAUCGACGGCAAGCCUGAGUUUGUUUGCACUUGUGGAAGGAUUCUUUGCCAAGGAGCCCAUAUUCCCUCUGAGACUGUUGUUGAAUCGAGAUGUGAUUACAUCGUAUAUCAAUCUUUGUUUCCAGACUGGUGCACAAGGAGGUAUGAUGAUGCUAGUUCCCAUAUAUUUUCAGAUCUCAGCACAUGCGACUUUGACGAAUGCUGGAGCGCACUUGAUGCCAUCGGUGCUUGGGAAUUGCAUUGGAGGACUUCUUACUGGGUAUAUCAUUCGAAGAACAGGGAGAUACAAGCUCAUAUCUAUCCUGGGCGCAAUCUCAGCUUCCCUUUCGUACGCCUUGAUGCUCGCACGCUGGCAUGGUCAUACCUCCUUCUUGGAGUCUCUUUAUAUCGUUCCGGGCGGCUUUGGGAAUGGAAUUGCCAUCGGUGUAACAUUCAUCGCUCUCACUGCAGGCGUAGAUACGAGCCAACUGGCCAUUGCAAGUUCCGGUCUAUAUCUCAGUUCCAACAUCGGUAUGGUGGGAGGUCUCAGCAUCGCUGCCGCUGUCCUUCAAGGUACUUUGCGAAAACAGUUGAGAAUAUCGUUAGAGGGAAUGGAGGGCCGAGAUCAGAUUAUUACCAAGGCGCUGUCAGAUAUUGAAUACGUGCGAUCGCUUGAAGGGCGUCUAGGCCAGCUUGUCACCGAGGCAUAUGUUCGCUGUCUCACGUACACACAUGGCGUUUCACUAAUCGGGUCAACUGUCGCCCUCUUGGCGGCGUUUUGCAUCAAGGAACACCGUCUUUGA
Cadophora gregata is the source of this 1704-nucleotide messenger RNA. RefSeq lists its product as uncharacterized. Lineage: Eukaryota; Fungi; Ascomycota; Leotiomycetes; Helotiales; Ploettnerulaceae. The transcript has 10 exons. Gene Ontology annotation, molecular function: basic amino acid transmembrane transporter activity. Bases 1 to 1704 code for a protein of 567 amino acids. Gene Ontology annotation, cellular component: fungal-type vacuole membrane. Gene Ontology annotation, biological process: transmembrane transport; basic amino acid transport. The record is from RefSeq and is a predicted model, not a curated record.